AUGUCUUCUUCCUGGGCCUCCUCGUGGAUGUUUGUAGCCACCACAAUCCAGCCCUCAACAGCUGCAGCAGCAGCAGACGCAGGUGCAGCAAAAGCAGGUGCAGCAGCAGCAGCAGCACGAGCAGCAGCAGCAGCACCAGCAGCUCAGUCGGGCCGCACGGCCUGCGGCGACACCAGCCGCGGACGUACACCCGCAGCCGCAGCAGCAGGCUCAGUUGCUGCCACAGCAGCAGCAGCAGCAGCAGCAGCAGCAGUCCCAUCAGCAGGCGCCCAAGCAGCCGCAACCCCUGCAGCAGCAGCAGCAGCUCCAGCAGCAGCCGACGCCGCUGUCCGCACAGCCCUCCGCCGCCGUGCCUGCCGUUCCCCCAGCAGCCACAGCAGCAGCAGCAGCAGCAGCAGCAGCUGGGGUGUACGUACACCUGGCGGGCGCGGGCCCCUUGUCUUUGCCCCUCCGUUUGCCUUCUGCUGUCUCUUCGAGCCUUUCGAAAACUCCGCCCUGGCCGGCAUAUCGAUCGUCUCUGCUGCUGACGCCUUCGCGCAUGCCGCGGCCCUGCAGCAGCAGCAGCAGCAGCAGCAGCAGCAGCAGCAGCGGCAGCGGCAGCGGCAGCGGCGGGGCGGUGGGGGCAGCGGCAGCAGCGGGGGAGCAGCUGACAGUGAGGGACGCAGGGGGGCAGCAGCAGCAGCGGCUGAGGAAGCAGCAGCAGCAGCAGCAGCGGCAGGGAAACGACAGCAGCAGCAGCUGCUGCUGCUGCUGCGCUAA
Molecule: messenger RNA, 759 nt
Organism: Eimeria tenella
Lineage: Eukaryota; Apicomplexa; Conoidasida; Eucoccidiorida; Eimeriidae
Exons: 1
Coding region: 1-759 (252 amino acids)
Source: RefSeq, a predicted model, not a curated record